AAUGUAGGAAAAGGCAAUUCAUUAUAUAUAUCUUUCUAAGGGCAGUAAUAGUAUAUAGCUUUCUUAAUUUUCAGUAUAGCUUGUUUCCUUUUGAAUUGGUCAUUAAAUUCAUUUAGAUAAAGCACUUCCCAUCGUACAUUUCAAUUUUAACUUUAUUUUCAAACCUUUCAGAUAUGUUAGUUAGCAUAAAAACAGCAUCACCCAGUAAAUUAAAAACAAUAGAAAACUUCUUCUACCUCUGAUAUGCAGUCUCACUAGAAAAGAAAUUUUGCAAAGUUCUCCUGCCUAUACUAGCAGAAAAACAAGUGGAGAGAUAUAUUGGUGAUUGGAGCGUGCUACAGGUGAUUUCAUGGAAUAUUAAGCAUGUAAAAAGCUUACUGCUAUCAGAGAGAGAGAGACCGCCAUUCACUGAUGAACUGUCAAACAACUCACUACAUCAGUUCAUUGAUACAAUCUCUCAUGUUGUGUAUAUUUGUGUUGUUAAAUUAAUUUCAUUUUAAUAUUCAAAUAUAAAUCUGAACUUUUUGAUUAGAAAAUAUUUUGAUGAUAUUUUUCUCCCAGAUUUAUUAUAGUAUUUUGUGGAAAAAAUGUGAAAUAUUGUAUGGAAUUGUUUCUUUUUGUGAAGUAAUUUCAAUUGACAAAAGUGGGAUCCUUCAGUUUGUCUAACAGUACUUUUGUGUAGUUUUAGUAGCAUAGAUAAAAUAUGGAAUAAUAGACAAUUUGAUAAUGGGGCGACCAAGAUGUUGAAGAGAAUUGUAACCCAUAGCAACAUUGUACCAGGAUGAAGUUUCAGCAGAGACUAAUGAUGUUGUCGUCUGCUGCAAGUCUCACGCUCGUGUUCCUGUUGCUCCUGUACAGUCCAGGUGUGAUGCACGUGCCUAGGGGACAUCCUGCCACACGGCAUCGCAGGGCUCUCUCUAUCGAUUAUGACUUUGAUUCAAACCAGUGGACUCCAGCCUUGCAAAAUCCUCAGUGCAUGGAAAAUGUAGAUGUGAAACAAUUGGACACUUCAACAAUUUUUACACAGAACCUUCCUGAACAGACUAACUACAAAAUUUACAAAAAUAACCAGUAUAAAUUGCAACAUCCAAAUAUCAAAGGAGUAGCAGAAAAAAUAAAUGUAAUAAUUCUUCCUCACUCACACGUAGAUGCUGGUUGGCUACAAACUAUUGAAGAAUAUUAUGUUAAUCAUGUCAAAGGGAUACUAAAUAAUAUGGUUAAAAAGUUAAAUACAUAUAAGGAUAUGACGUUUGUAUGGGCAGAGACAGUGUUUUUGUCUAUGUGGUGGAAUGAGUUGGAUGAUGACGUUAAGCAUCAGGUGAGACGUUUGAUUCAGAGAGGUCAACUCGAGAUAGCGCUAGGCGGGUGGGUUAUGUCCGAUGAGGCAUCAACUCACUACCCUUCUGUAAUUGAUCAGCUGAUGGAAGGUCAUCAGUGGGUGUCGGAAAAUCUGCAUACAAAACCAGUCAAUAGUUGGGCGAUUGAUCCGUUUGGACAUUCCGGAACCAUGCCGUAUCUAUGGAAACAAGCUGGUAUGGAAAACAUGGUGAUUCAAAGAGUGCAUCAAGCAAUUAAGGCAACACUUGCUUCUCAGAAAGCUUUAGAAUUCAACUGGCGACAAAACUGGGAUUUUAGCGGUUCAAGUGAUAUUCUUUGUCAUAUAAUGCCAUAUGUUUACUAUGGAAUGCAAUACACUUGUGGUCCAGACAAACAAAUUUGUGCAAUGUAUGAUUAUGGUAAACCUAAAUCUCUGAAAGAACAACCAACUGGGAGAGAAAUAACCAAACAAAAUAUUGCAACUCAAGCAAAAUAUUUGUAUGAACAGUAUAAAAUGAAGGCAGGAUUAUAUAAAUACAAUACAGUAUUAGUCCCAGUCGGAGAUGAUUUUAGGUUUGAUACGUCACUAGAAUGGGACACUCAUUAUCAUAACUAUAAAAAAGUAAUGGACUACAUCAAUAACCAGAACUGGAAUAUGUCUAUUCAAUUUGGUACAUUAAAAGACUACUUCAGAUUGUUAAGAGAUGAGGAGUUCAGGAAAUCCAAAGGUAUAUAUGACAGUUUUCCAGUGUUGAAAGGGGACUUCUUUCCAUAUUCUGACCAAAAUUCGGAAUACUGGACAGGAUAUUUUUCCACAAGACCAUUUCAUAAACAAUUAUCACGUGACAUUGAGGAUAACUUGCGAGCAGCUGACAUUUUAAGCACAUUAGCAUAUUCACAGUGUAAGAAAUAUGGAAUAGACUUUGAACGGCAUCACGAUGUGGCUAGUCAGUUACAGGAAGUGCGUAGAAAUUUGGGACUGUUUUUGCACCACGAUGCAAUAACAGGAACAGCAAAGCCGCAUGUUGUUGAAGACUAUGAGAACAAAUUGUUAAAAGCUUUUAAUCUUUCACAAAAUGUGAUUAGUAUCACAGCUCAAAACCUUCUUACAGACUGUGAACAUGAUGACCCAGUGAUCUUAAGUCCUGAGAAAUUCCGUACGGACGCACACAGUCCACUGAGGAGAUAUACCGUGACAGUAACAAAACGUGGAACCAAACUGAUCUAUUUUAACCCACUUGCUCAAGAGCGAACAGAAAUGGUCACAUUAAUAGUAGAUAGUUUUAACAUUGAAAUAAAAAAUUCCCAACAUAUUUACAUUCCAUUUCAAAUAAAUCCAGUUUUCACAUCAACAACAAACAUUCACCAGACACAGUUUGAAAUAGUGUUUCAAUUAGAAAUUCCUGCAUUCGGACUGGAGACGUAUACCUUAUACAAAGUAGAUAGAAAUGUGUACGGAUAUUGGUCAACUGUGGAGACAUUUAAUUUGGAACCUGUUCAAAAUCAGGAAAAUAUGAAAUUUAAGCUUAAAAAUUAUAGAAAAGUACAUAAAAACAGCUACAUAGAAAAUGAGUUCAUUAAAGCUAAUUUUGAUAGAAAGGGUAUGUUAAAUAAAGUUUAUGACAAGACAGUUGGAAUAUAUAAUGAAGUGGAAUUAGACUUUAUGAGCUAUUCUUCUGAAGGAAGUGGAGCGUACAUUUUUUAUCCAUCAGGAGAAGCUGUAGGUAUAUUAGAAGAAAUAGUUCCGAACAUCAGAGUAAUUAAGGGACUAUUUAUGGAACAAAUUCAAGUUGUAUAUAAAAAUUUGUACCAUUCCAUAACUGUUUUUGACACACCUAGUACACAAGGACAAGGUUUACAUGUUGAAAACAAAAUUGACAUGCGUUCCAAGGUCAUGUCUGACAAUGAAGUUAUUAUGAGAAUUAACAGUGAUGUGAAAAACAGUGAUGGUUCAUUCUAUACUGACCAAAAUGGUUACCAACUGAUUGGAAGAAAAACAAAUUUCAAUCGUAGAAUAGAAACAAAUUAUUAUCCAAUUACCACAAUGGUGGUGUUGGAGGACAGUGUUAAGAGAGUAACUUUGCAUUCUAAGCAGAGUCAUGGAGCGGCCUCACUGCACCAAGGAUCCAUAGAGGUGAUGUUAGAUCGUAAAGUUUUGAGUGAUGAUAAUCGAGGACUUGGUGAAGGUGUGUUUGACAACAGACCAACCAUAAGUAAUUUCAUUCUUCAGUUUGAACACAAAAGUUCUGCCGUUCCUGUGAACAAUUAUCACAUUGCAUUUCCUUCUUUAGUAAGUAGUGUUAUAAAUGAGUGCUUGCAGCAACCAGUCCAGACAUUAUUCACAACUGUGAGGAAUGAUGUGUUUCUGCCGAAAAUCCAUCCAAAGAGUCAGUCAAUUCCAUGUGAUGUGUCUGUUGUGAGUUUGAAAAAUUUAGUUACGUCAGACCUAGUCUAUAGUGGUUCCAGUUUAAUCAUUCAUCGUAAAAAGUUUGACUGUAAUUUCCCUACAGCCGGACUACAGUGUUCAAUAACCAGCACAAAUCCAACUUUAUCAUCAUUACUACCAAAUAUUUCCAUCUCAAGUGUAAGGGAAACAACUCUUACACAUCUACACAGAAAGAGUAAUGUACUCUUGGAGAAAGAACUUGCAAUUCCCACAAUGGAGAUGAUGUCAUUUCUUCUUGAUUUAUCAUAGCACUUAAGAACAUAUAAAACAAUUAUUACACUGUGAUCUCAAUUUUCAGGCUUGUUCAUACUUUUUUAAUAUUUAAGUUUACCUGAUAUUUUAGAUUGUCUUCUUUUUCUAGAACUUACCUAGUAUUUUGUACUUGGACUCUGCAUUGUUAUUUUUUCUGGUCCUUUGAGAGUCAUGGAGUCCAGUCAGUUUUAGUAGGAUAGAAUUCUGCUUAAGCCAGUGCUAGGAGGCGAGAAGGAUGUUACAUAUUUUGUUGCCUCUCAUGAACAGAUUCUUUUAACCCUUACCCUGCUAUGUUUCUAUAAUGGACUGGUCCAUCUUUCAACUUGGACAGUACCACUUAUUAUUUAAAGGUGUUUUCACUGAAAAUUUACUGACUGAAUAGCGAACAGUGCAGACCAUGAUCAGACUGCACGGAUGUGCAGGCUGAUCUUGGUCUGCACUGGUCGCAAAGGCAGAAUCAUCUGCCACCAGCAGGCUAAGGGUUAAAUCGAGUCUGCUGUUACUUGGUUGCAACACAAUGCACUCCGUGCUUCCAUAGGAUCUUCUUAUAGAUUUUAUUAUGUAUGUUAAUUAGUUUACUUUAUACUUCCUACAACACAUUGACUUUGCACUGUAUAUGUUGCACAUACAGCAGUAUAGUAGGAUUACACAUAUUUCAAGACAGCAUGAAAAACAUACUGUGUAUGUAUUUUAUAUUAUUUGUUUGUUGGUUUCUUCAGAAAAAACGUGUAAGAAUGUAAUUAUAUAAACAACUAUUCUGCUUGUUAAUUUACAAUGAUUUUUAACAUAUAUAAAAUGAAAGAGCAUGGCAUUCCCUUAGUGUGAAGCCCUGUAUGUGCUGAAGCCCUGUAUGUGCGGUGUUUUUACUCGCCUGAAAUUGCUGUUUUUUGUGUUGAAUGGGUUAGGUACCAGUUAACAUGAGUGCUCUGUAAACUUCAUAUUUUCUAGAUUGAAUUGUUACAUUUACUUGACAGAUGUGACCAUUUCAAAACAAAUAUAAGUCCAUUAGGAAUUACUCUUAUCUGUUGGAGUGUUUUGCAUAAAAAGUCCUGAUGCUGUUAUAAAUGCUGAAUAAUUUUACAGUUUAUUAAACAUAUUUUUAUUCUUCAUAUCAUAUAUCCAGUUAAAUUUUAAAUAUACGAGAUGGUCAGUGUUUUGAUUUAAAUCUAAGCGGCUAGUAUACAUCAAAGGAACUUGAACUGCUAAAGUCGUUGGCGACGUUCUACUUAUCUGUAGAUAAAAAGGGACUUAUGCAUAAAAAUAAAUUGCUUGAGGCAGAAAUAGUAUUUUAUAGUAUUGGUAGAACCAUUGGUGCAUAGAAACUUUCGCUAAUUCUUGUCCGUCCUGUAAUAGUGUACAAUAUAGACUUUUUAUUCAUGAUAUUAAGUUAUUUCUCUCUGUGUAUAUGUAUAGUGUGUAGGUUGUAAUUAAAGUGCAUUGUACAUAAUAAUACACAUUAUAUGUAUAUAUGUAUUACAUAUUACAGGCCCAAUAUGGCAGGUUUAUUGUCCUGAUUUGAAACACAUUGUUGACAAUGAUAUUGUGAUUGUUCAGUGUGCUAACCUCCCCCCAGUUGCAGACCCAAAAAUGCACCAGAUGUCACCAUUUCACACCAGAGGUCACCAUUUCAAAUCAGAGGUCACCAUUUCUUACCUAUUAUUCAAAUAUUUCCUGACCCAUUAUAGGAGUGGGUACCCUCCCCCGUACCUACCUUAGAGGUUGAGAAACAACGGUUUAACUGAAAUGAUGUCUGCUGAGAGGUUAUUAUAUGCCUCAGCCUGUUCAGUGUUCAGAUUAAUGUUAUUGUAAACCUAGAAAUGGUAUUGCGCUCUUUAAGUUGGCGACUUUCGCUGUCAGUGUGUUUCCGCGAAUUUUUGUAGUCGCGAAAUAACCAGCUACUGUGAAAAUGUGAAAGUAAGAAGUUUUCAUUGGUUGUCGGCUGCAAAGCUUCUCCACGAUAUAUUUAGUAGUUUACGAUUGCUAAUUGUGUAUUGUGGAACGUGAAUUUUGUUCAUGAUCAUAAAGCAUGGUUGAUGAUAAGUGACCAGUUAUUUGCCCAGUUUGUAAGCAGUCUUACCUUACGUGCUGAAGGUACCUGUAAUUUUGCCUGCGACUGUUUGUUUUGUUCUAAAGCUACUCAAUUUUCACCUAUUUCGUGUACGAUGUAUGCCGCGAAGCUUUAUAGCCGCUAAAUGCCUGUUGUAAUAAAAACACAAAAUACAGUUUUCCCAAAUGUUUCUAGGGUUACAGUAUUUGGGUACUACCAAUUUAGAUGCAGAAAUGCACUAUAGGCCAUCAUUUCAUAACUGUGUUUCUCAAAUUUUCAAGGGAUAUGUCCCCCACCUAAAGCUUUGCCAGUGAGGCUUUCAUUGGGGAAGGGGGCCCAUCAUCCCCUAUAAAAAAUGUUUGGAUCCAAGCUUGAUAUUUUUUCUCCAUAUGAAGCAACUGUACUGUGAUGUAGUGCUGUCAAAUCCAAGUUCAGAUCAGAGCAUGUGAAAGCAGAUCAUAUUAUGUAAAUUUUUGUCUAGGAAUCUGUAAACUUUGUCACCUUGGAAAUAAGAUUUUGUGACAUUUUGACAUUUCUGGUACACAUUUUAAUAUUUCUGGUGUAUUUUUUGUCAUUUUGGGGAGAAAUGGAGAAGUAUUUGUGACAUUCUUAUGGAUUUGAUGUUUUUGGAGUAAACAGUUUUAGCUUCCACGUCUGUUUUUUGUUAGGAUUGUCCACUCACUUGUUUAUAUUGCACUUGGUACUCUAAGGAUCAUAUUUAUCUCAUGUUGAAUGUUGUAUUUACCUACAGAUCAUAUGUUACUUAUUUGCCGUUUUGCAUAUGAUGCAAUUCCUUGUGUUGAUCAUUCCAUUCUUUGUUGUUUGUCGGUUGUGUUGCAGAUUUUACAUUUGGCAACAGAAAAAUUAAAUGCUUAUUAAUUUAUACCUGAAGGUGAGAGAAAAUUUUCUAUGGCUGCAGUGGUCUUUAUUAUACAAAAAGGCAGACCAAGGUUUCAGAAAGAGUUCAAGUUGUAUUUUAUUGAUAUUCAACAUCUGAGGUGAACAUUUUCCUCUCACUUGAAUACAACAUAUUUAAGAUUCCACAUGUUCUAUUUUUCAUUUGUAGAUCUGUGAACACUAGUGCUUUUAAAGUAUGUUUGAAAUGUAAUUAGAAACUCUUCCCUAUAUGUGAAGUUUUCAUUAUUUUGAAGAGUAUGUUGAAGACAAACCUAAUUAGAUUCUUACAGAUUUCAAAUAUUCAUGAACCUCAAGUACGAGAUAGUCCAACAGGAAGAAUAUAGAUGCAGUUAAUAUAACAGGCUAUAUACAUGGUGUGAUCACUUUUUGCAUGGACACAGUACAAAAUUUGAUUUCUUUUGAAAAAGCAUAAAGAGGUUCAGAAUUCCUUUAAAAUUAAGUUAUGUCUGCUUCCAGUAGCAUGUCAAAAUUACAAUGGGAACCAAUGCUAAGUAACUGGCAGUAAAAUUUAAUCAAAUCUUUUAUUUAAAAGAAAAACACUUGUUGCUGUAUGAAUAUACAUAACAAACUUAGUUACUCUUGCCUACUAAAACUGAUAUCUUUUCCUGGAACUUUUGUACUGCCCUGGAAUAAAGUUACCAGCACUUUAAAAAUCUAGCCGAUGUAACGGAUUUAGUCCAACUGUCAUUCAAAAGGAAUAACCUUCAUAUUUCAGACCUACAUUCAACUAGUCAAAAUUUCAUACGCAAGAAUUUUGGGAAUUAAAUCACUAUUAAAGCACAGUUUUCAGUAUUUAUGUAUGAACGAGGAAAGAAGAAUGCCGUUCACCAGUAUGGUGGUAGUUAUAUUGUAUGUGUGUACUGUGAAAUCAUUUAUAUUCGUGGGGGACUAAUUUUCAUGGAUUUCGUGGUUCAGUCAAUCCACAAAAUAUAAUCCCAACGAAGAAGUAAAAUUCCCAUUCAUUUUAUGUUAAAAAGUUAAAAUCGACGAACUCAUAUCCCCACAAAAUUGCCGUUUUGAUCAAAACCACGAAAAUACAUUCCCAACGAAAUUAAUGAUUUUACAGUAUUUGAUUUGCUGUACAUUUAUAAUUAAGUUUGAAAUGUUUUGUACAAAAAGCUACUUUUUGUGAGUGAAUAUAUGUACUAUUGAAAUAAAUAAACCACAAAUUUGA
Molecule: messenger RNA, 8154 nt
Organism: Mercenaria mercenaria
Lineage: Eukaryota; Metazoa; Mollusca; Bivalvia; Venerida; Veneridae
Product: alpha-mannosidase 2-like
Exons: 2
Coding region: 782-4012 (1076 amino acids)
Biological process (GO): N-glycan processing; mannose metabolic process; protein deglycosylation
Cellular component (GO): Golgi membrane
Molecular function (GO): alpha-mannosidase activity; carbohydrate binding
Source: RefSeq, a predicted model, not a curated record